AUGGCCAAUAAUAAGGUUGACGUCACUAGAUCCUCGGACUUGGACGAGGCAACGGGGGGACGGACGGAGGGAAUGGUUCGGAAGGGAGCUAUCAUCGACAAGUCGGAUCAGUUGUGCGCACUAGUCAUGUGCGCCGAGCCACAUUCCUGCUCAGCUGUUCACCAUCACGGCGAGCAGGAUACCGUGGUUUACGCCGCAAAGGGCCACGGUUCCAUUGUCUUCGAUGGGGGAAAGCAGCGCAAAGACCUCUCCCCGGGUGACUUUGCUAUCAUUCCUGCCUACACGGAACACCAGGAGAUGAACCAAUCAGAUGAAGAUGUUGAAUGGGUGAUCACCAGAGCAGGACGCAAGCCCAUCACAGUCAACCUGCAAGGUUGGUCUAAUACUUCUAGCUGA
This is a messenger RNA of Aspergillus niger, 396 nucleotides long. RefSeq lists its product as uncharacterized. The record is from RefSeq and is a predicted model, not a curated record. The transcript has 4 exons. The coding region runs from base 1 to 396 and encodes 131 amino acids. Lineage: Eukaryota; Fungi; Ascomycota; Eurotiomycetes; Eurotiales; Aspergillaceae.